Messenger RNA from Polyodon spathula (Mississippi paddlefish), 2637 nucleotides. Its product is annotated as coiled-coil domain-containing protein 63-like. Lineage: Eukaryota; Metazoa; Chordata; Actinopteri; Acipenseriformes; Polyodontidae. Gene Ontology annotation, cellular component: axoneme. The transcript has 16 exons. The record is from RefSeq and is a predicted model, not a curated record. Gene Ontology annotation, biological process: cilium movement; outer dynein arm assembly. Bases 133 to 2127 code for a protein of 664 amino acids.
AUUUCACGAUAGAGAAGUUAUAUUUGAAUUAGCUCCUGUAUUGUGUUGAUUUCUGAAUCUAAAGACUGGGAAACAGCAUUCAGGGUUGUUUUAAUACAAAUAUACUAAAAAGGAUUUCAACAGUGAGAGAAAAUGGGGAAGCCUAACAAAAAAGAUCCAGCUAGCAAAAAAUUAGUUACCAGAAGAUACAACAAUAAUGAUGCUGACAGUGAUAAUGAAGGUGAGACUGAAAUGCUUUCUCUGAAGCUUCGUUAUCAUAACCUUGAAGGCAAUAAGCAAGCCUAUGAGAAAGAAACUCAAGAAGAGAUCAGAAGGCAGAGACAGUUGAUUCGACAACUUCAAGAAGAAAGGGAAGAAAUUUCAACUAACCUGAAGGGAGCAAGUGGCAAAAAUGGUGUAACUCAGGAACACAAAACAACCGGAGCAAUACGAUCUCUGCUUGAGAAAGGAGAUGAUAUUGAUGCCAAAAUUGCAGAAGAAAAACAAAGGCAUUCAGAACUUGAUGAAGAGAUUAAAGAGACUCAAAGAAAACUUGAACAAAAUAGAAAAGCUGCUGCCCUAAAAGAAGACACAAACAAGAAAGCCCAAAGACUUACAGCUCAAGUAGCACAGGGAAAUAGCAAGUUCAGCUCUUUGUUAUCAGCAAAUUCCAAGCUACGGGAAGAAAUCGAAACCAUGCGGGUGGAGAAAGAAAAGUUUCAGCUUCUGUACAAAAAGCUGCAAAAGACAAUGGAGGAAGUGCGACAAGAAUCAAGGGGAGUUCUUGAUGAGGCAACUGAAGCUUAUCACACAAGAGAAGAGGCUCAGGCUAGAAUUAUUCGAGUUAAUGAACAGCAGGAAAAAGACAUGGAGCUGUACAAUGCAGAAAUAAGGGAGAUGCAGAGAGAACUAAGCCACGCUCAAAAGGUCGAACAUUUCCUCCAGGAGAAGAAAAAGGAACGAGAACCAGAUGACAAUUUCCUUGAAGCUGAAAAGAAAAGAGAGACCAAGGAGCGAGAACGGAAGAUUGAACACCAGAUAGCGCUAAAUAAGUACGAAGAAGCUGUUGAAAAACUCAACGAAAUCAUUGAAAAGGGUGCCAAGAAGAGAGAUAUGAGUCAGCGACAAAUGAGCAAAUCUGACAACAAAAAUGGCUAUGAAGGGGCAGCAGAAGAGGAAAGGAAGCGUUUGUGGGAUUUAGCUACCAGAAGAAAGUCCACCAUAUUAAGCCCAUUCUUUAAAGACUCUGCUGGAGAUGGUGACUCUGAGAGGAAGCUAAGGAGGGUGAUUGAACACAGACGGAAAUCCACCAUAAUGGGAACCACAACAGAGGAUCAGGAGAGACUAAGAGAGCUAAUGAAGAAAGCCUUGGAGCAUCAGGAUAAACUGGAGGAAAAAGACUCACUGGACUCUGAUGCUGAACUAUUCUAUAAUGUGUACAUGGAAAGGGAAGACAUGAACUUUGCACUUUUUAACUAUGUCACAGAGCAGACCAGUGAUAUUGACAGUAUUCAGGAGCAAAUUGAACAGCUCAAAAUGAAUAUCAGCUUUUUGAGAGACAAGGAUUUUGCUGUAAGUGAUGAACACAAGAACAUUAUGAAAGAACUUGAACUGAAAACGACAGAGGCAACAGAGGCUUCAAACAAGUCUGAAACUGAAGUUGGAAGAAGAGAGAAAAUUUGGGGCCAGAUAAAAACAGCUGUACACAAUCUGGGAAAGAAGAUUGGAGUGAACACUACAGAAUUUUCGGUCACAUUAGGAGGGACAGAUGAACCCACUAACCACAACAUAAUCACAUAUCUUGGAAUAGUUGAACAAAGAGCCAGUGAAAUAUUGGCUGCAUGCUCCUAUAGGAAAUACCAGGAUGCUGAAAGGAGUGAAGAUACUUCAACAUCAGUUCUGGAAUUCUUAGGCGUCUCCCCACCAAAAGCCAUGCCAGAGUAUGAAGUCCAGCUGCCUUCUACAGGCUUGCUUGACAGCGAGGAUGAAGAAAUGACUGGAGACCACCUAAGACCACUGUCGAAAGCAGAACUACAGCAAAAAGCACUACAAUCGAUCCAGAUGAAGGAAGAUGGAUCAAAAGAUAAGAAUGAAAAAACCAUUCAUGAAAAAAACAGCAACACGAACCGCAGAACCAAAGUGAACUGAAGCCGUGGAUGGUUGCUGUGUUUAUUUACUAUGACAUUGGAAGAAAUCAGCUUGAAUAUCACUUUAUAUUUCUGGGUGUUUUGGUUUUUUAAUAAUGUAAAAACAUGCUAUCAAUCAAAUAGAUAAAUUAAUAAGGAAACUGCUUGCUAAAAUGAAAAGCAUGUGUCACUGUUAAAUUGUUAAUCGCAGAAAUAACUUUUAAUAAUAUAAUAAUUUUGCAAGGCUUUGGAACUGCCUGCAAUCCUAUCCACCCUGUGUGCUCAGUAAACCCAAAGUGACCCAAUAUGAAAACUCUGGGUCUUCCUACAAUCAAACUGCAUUGCAGGGCAUGUGAAACACUGCAAAGUUGACUGUAAACACUUCUUUGAAUGGUAGGAUAAUUGUUUUUGAAUAGUGUUACUACUCAUUGUAGUUAAGGAUAUAUGUGCUGUCAUGCAUUGUCAAUAUAAUGUUUCAGAAUAAACAAGAUAACACUUACUUUACAUCUUAUGUCAUGCCUAGGCAGGCAAG